UGCUACCAGAAGUUCGGACACCAAUUUCAAAGGUCAAACAUUGCAAAGACCGAAAUCCUUACUGAAUACUGACAAUCAUGAGAGCAACAGAUUUAAACCAUGUCCUUAUAAAAUCACCAGACUAUGUAAGCUUUGUUUGAAAUCGGGCAAGGAGCAGCAGAAGUGUGGUCUACACAAUAUUAAAAAAGAUUGGGUAUACCGGUUAGAUCCUGAUAGAUGCAUCAUCAGUCCAUUACCUCCUCACAUUCCAAAGAACUUAAAGUUUACAAUUUGUGAAGAUUUGAAACCCAAUCGGAGUCGUUGCUAUAAAGACAAGUGCAAUUUUGCACAUAGUCCUAUUGAGAUUGAGAUAUGGAAGUGGAUGGUAAAAAAUGGCAAAACACUAGAUGAUAUGGUUAAUCCCGAUGUACAUGAGACGUAUAAGGAGCCAACCCUACAGUCAUCUGGACCAGUAUUGUUACCAGCCGAUGUUAAAUUAAGAAAUUAUUAUUGUGAAGAUUGUUCUAUCCAAUUUGAUAACUUAAAGGAUAUAAAUAAACACACAGAAACUAGUGACCAUAAAUUCAAUGUAGAAGCUGAUAUAGUUCAGCAAUGGAACUUCCGACAACCACCCUGGAAUAAAGAUAUUAAAGUUUAUCAGCUGUGUUCCAAAACUGAUUGUCCAUACUCUCAUGUCUCCGAUCAGUUUAAUUAUUGUCAAGAUGCACAUGGACAACCAGAAUUAAAUGAAUGGAAUGAAAGAUAUACCCAUAGACAGAUGAAAAGAAACAUGUUGAAAGAUAUUCAGUUUAUGUCGUAUGCUGAUCGUGUGUUAUAUAAGGAGACAAACGGCAUUUCCAUUUCUUGUGACAAAGAUUUAAAUGUAAGGUUGACCAAAAAGAAGCACAUAUGGAAGUUUACUGUCAAAAUUAACCCGGAGCUGCCAGUGAAGAGAAUAUGUUUGUUACUUAAUAGAGAUCGACAUAAUUUUAAUAUCAGUACAUCCACAGAACAUCUACAGUUCAUUGAUGGGACCAAGUUAGACCAAUCCAAUUCAAACCCAUUUACCAUCAAUGUUCAUUUUCGAAGUUUUAGAGAUGGCUAUUUUGUACAAUGGGUUGUUUUUGAGUUUGGUUCGGGGCCAGCUAUUGUGCGAAAGUUAACCGUUGAAACCUGUGAAGAAGAGCAUAAUAUUGCAAAUGAACCUAAGUGCGAAGCUGAGGUAUGGACCAAAUAUACCCGAGAAAUAAUAACUGACCCAAGUUUAGUUGAAGACAAGUUUACUGGGAAAUUACUAACUGAAUAUAAACAAGCUGACGAAGAAGAUAGACUGCAUGCUUUUUACAACAGAGAUUUUCCUUUAAAUCGUUAUAACUAUCAACAUAAGAUGCACAAACUACUCUAUAGUGAGGAACUGACCAGACGUAAUAUCAUAGCAAGAUACAAUCUUGUUACCAAGGUAACAGUUAAAGGCGUAAUUGAAGACGAAACAUUUAUAUUUGCUCAAUCUGGUGAACUUUUUGCUAGAAUAAGUUUAACAGAAGACCUAUCCGAAGACACUGAUGAGGGUCGGUUGUUUCUAGAGUCUGUCCAGGGGGCUUUAAUAAAGCCGAAAGACGCACCUGAUAACCGCGUUUACGAAGUCGGUAUUGCUAAAAGAGAUAAGUUUAAAGGGAUUGGAAAAAAUUAUAUAUAUUUAGAGCUACACCCAACCACGGUUAAACAACUGGAAUUAAAGCCAGAUACAGAUGUUGAAAUGGAGAUCCAAUUUCAGAUGAAUCGGGGUACAUUCUGUAGAAUGCACUAUUCUGUCGAUAGAUUAAGUGAUGUUGAUAUUGUAUUUCCAAAUCUCUCUAAGUUAAAUGUUUUGAAUUGGAAUGAACAUGAACGAGAUAUUAAGAGAUCUCAGAAUGCCGUGGAAACAUUAAUGGAAGGUGCAGUGACACCGUUAAUAAAAGAAAUAGCUUUGGGAACAAAACAGCAAAAGAAAGAAAACUAUAGAGACGUCGAUGAGAUUUUGUCGAUGAAGAUAUGCGGUAAUGCAUUACAGCCACAAAAUUAUGUACAGAUGCAAGUUACAAAAUAUGCUUUAAGUAAUCCCUUUACGUUGAUUCAAGGCCCACCUGGAACCGGCAAAACAGUCACAGGGGCUUAUUUGGCCUUCUAUUUCGUUACGCGAAAUAAAUCAAGAUCUGUUCAUGGCAGAGAACAGGUUGUAUAUUGUGGUCCAUCAAAUAAAUCAGUGGACGUGGUGGUGGAUAAACUGCUACAUCUGGGAGAAAGUUGUCCAAAUAUUAUAAGAGUAUAUAGUAACAGGAUAGAAAAUAUGGAAUAUCCCCUUCCUCGAGAUUCGGUUCCAACCAAAAAACGAUACUCGGCAGAGGUUUCCAAAGUUCAAGCAAUAAGAGACAGGGCUCUACAUCAUCUGAUCAGAGCUCCUGGUAAUUCAUACAGUGAAAAAAUCAGAGAUUUUGAUCGUAUGUUCCAACCAUCCAGUCCAGAUGACGUAGAUGAAUUAGUGGAUGAGUAUAUUAAAAUUAAAGGCUUGAAUAAGAUAUUUAGAGAAACCUUAAUAAGAAGUAUGACCGAUGAAUUAAAAGAAAAAUACAAACGUGACGUGAUAAACUUCAAGAAAGAAGAAUUAAAGAAAAAAGUAAACGAUAAAUUGAUAAUUGAAUAUAAGAGGAAAAUAUAUAUGGCUAAAACAGAAGAACUGAAUAAAGCUGAUAUCAUUCUUAGCACAUGUUUUGCAAUCGGUGGUAUUAAAACAGAAAUACCUCUAAAUAUAAAACAGAUUAUUAUAGAUGAAUCAGGUAUGUGUACAGAACCAGAGACAAUGAUUCCACUUACCUCAUUUGAUGCUAGUAAUAUAGUAUUAAUAGGUGACCAUAAACAACUACAACCAAUUUUAUCUGAACAGAAAGCUAAACAGUUGGGUCUACAGACCUCAUUAUUUGAGAGAUAUGCCGGACAAGCACAGAUGCUGGAAAUACAGUAUCGUAUGCAUGAAGGUAUAAUGGAGUUCCCUUCAAACAUGUUUUAUGAUGGUAAAUUAAGAACUGGAACAAAGCGACAGAGUAAAAAAGCUGAGUUAGAUAUUUGGCCGAAUGGAAGACGCCAUCCAACAGUUUUAUGUCAUACAGAGGGAGAGGAAGACACAUUAACUGUCUCUACAGAAGAUGGAUCGGAACAGUCCAAAAGAAAUCAGAAUGAAGUUGAUUAUGUAGUUAGUGUGGCUGUGAAUUUAGUAGUAAAGUGGAAACUUAAGAGUCAAAAUAUUGCAAUACUUUCUCAGUACAGAGCGCAAUGCUCUGCUAUAAAAGCUGCUAUGAAGGACUGUGGAUUACCAGAAAUACACGUGUCAACCGUAGUAGCCAGUCAAGGUAGUGAAUGGGAAUAUGUUAUCUUCUCUACCGUAAGAUCUUUACCAAUAGAUAUGUUAGAAAAUUAUCCAUCCCGGUCGUGGAUCAGACACAAUCUGGGUUUUAUAACUGAUGAUCACCAACUAAAUGUAGCCAUUACACGAGCUAAACAGGGUCUUAUUAUUAUUGGUAAUAAACAUUUAUUGAAUUGUGACUCAACAUGGCAGAAAUUAACAGAACAUUAUGAAGAGAGAGGACUUGUAGUUGAUGCUGAAGAUUAUCCUCUGUGUAGAAGAUGAUAGUAAAAUAUAUUUCAUCCGUUCCAAAUUAUAAUAUUAAGCAUGAUUUAUGUGACGUGAAGAAUUUAAUAUAUUUUUAUUAUGAAUCUAGAUUGUUAUAUUUACCAGAAUGUAUUAUAUUAUAUGUAUUACAGUUUGUUUCACUUUAACCAUUUUCCUGUUUGCCUUUAAGGAGCUAAACCUGUAACUCAAUAUUUUCCAUAAUACUCGAAAUUAAACACACGUAUUAGAAUUCAAUAUGGGCCCAUUUCAAUCAAUAUUGAUGGUGCUAUCUUACCGUGAAAAUAUGGAAAUAUAAUAUCUAAUAUUCAAUACAUAAUGAACAUUUUAAAAUCUGUACACGAGUCGUGCACACUAUGGUUUCGGGUGUAAUUUGCAAUGAACAAAGAAACAAAUAUCCUACAACACAAUGUUUAAGGUUCCAAAGAAUAGAGCCAUACGCCUUAUAAUAUUAUGAAUUGUUAUUGACGUUGCAUAGUAUGGGAUUAGAAUUAUUCCUUCCCUUAGUGUAUACAUAAACACAUUGUGAUCGAUAUAUUCACCUCAUUAAAAUGUUUAGUCGUUUGAAAUAAUUUUUGUAAAUAGCAAUUGCAAUGUUUUUCGCCAUACCUAUACAGAUUUUGAUGUCUUCAUAUAAAGCAAUUAAAGAUGCAUUAUGUAAGGAUGAGAUAAAGAGUCAUAAUACUUUUAAAAUAUAUAAUGAAAAAGGAAUAUUUUGAAAAUUUUAGUCAAAUUACUUUAUUCUGAGCGAAGUUAUGACUGUGAUCACAAUAGCGUAGUCUCGUAUUAAUAAUAAACACAGUCUCUAUCAUCUAUUUUUAUACGCUAAACAUUGAAAUUGGGUCGUAUAUUGUCGUCGCCACCAUCGGCCAGGCGUCAACAAUUUCUUGUAGGCGUUCUGGAGGCUAAAAUUAAUAUCCAAUUGACUUUAAAUCUAUACACGAUGUUCAAAGUCAUGAGACGAAGAAUCAUAAUGAUUGUCAACGAUUUUAAAUAAUUACUGUCACAGUUAAGACUCUUGAUCACUUUGAAAACUGGACGCUCCAGAAACUAAAAUUAUUAUCCGAUUGUCUUUAAAUUUUACAUAGUUUUCAAGGUCACGAAACAAAGAAGCAUAUUGAUUCUCAACGAUUUCCGAUAUUUACUGCCAGAGUUAUGACCCUUGAUCACUUUAAAACUGGGCGCUCCAGAAACUAAAAUUAUUAUCCGAUUGUCUUUAAAUUUUACACAGUUUUCAAUGUCACGAAACAAAGAAGCAUAUUGAUUCUCAACGAUUUCCGAUAUUUACUGCCAGAGUUAUGGCCCUUGAUCACUUUGAAAAAUCUUGUGGACUCUGAAUUCCAUGUACACUAUGUUCAAUGUCUUGAGACGAAGAUCCUUAUUGAUUUUGCAUUAUUACUACUAGAGCUAUGGCCCUUGAAACCUUUUAGACGCUUUGGAGACCAAACAUGGGCAGAACUAGAAGCCAAAUAAAUCCUAUUGGGUUACCCAGUGGGUUGUUAUUCUUAAUCAGUUUUAGAGUCUUGUAAAUGCUUUCAUUACCGACAAAAGAAAUAAUAUGCAACAACCCCUGUAGACAUUCUUCGGGUGGCUUACCUGCCGGGGGUGUAUGUUCGUUGCCUAACAACCUAUCUUUAAAUUAUAUAAUUAAAUGGCAAUCGUGUUUCAAUCCAUAAAAAUUCAGAACCACCCAAUAGUCAUGUGAAUAAAUGUCUAAUUAAUAAUUUAUAUAACAUAGUUUGUCGCCAAAAGAAAGACCUGUAAUAGGCAGGUUUAGCUCUUACAUAAUGCAUCUUUAAGAUGCACAAAUGCAGGAUUAGAUAAAGACAACAAUCAAUAUACAAUAGAGGUCCAAGGCUGGGUCGGGAAUUUUCGCAGAUCACUCCUGUUCCAGUGUAUAUUUUAAAUUAUUGGGAAUUGUGUUUUCUGUUAUGUAGAUAACAAUAUUAAACAUAAAUUAUGCAAGGACUAAAUCUGCCUAUCGCAAGUCUUUCUUUAUUAUGUUAUUUGAAUUAUUAAUUAGACAUUAAUUAAUUUAUCUAGACCAUAAUCAACUCGCCAUGUCAUCGCUAGCCUGUGAUAUUUACUGGAUUAUGAUCCGAUUUGCUGCUCAACUUUCAUUCAUGAUUUAAUCAAUUAAUUGGAUAAUCGAGACUAUGUUUUUAACCGUACCGACUUUAGUAAUGAUAAUCGAGGCUAGGCCGAAAUUUCAAUCGCUUAAUUCUCGGUUCAUAGUGGAUCAAUUUGACUGAACAUUUCAGCAAAUUGCCAAGUUUUUAACUAUUAUAUUGAGCUCUUUAUCUAAUCUCCCAUAAUGUAUCUUUUAAUUGAAAACUUCAUUCAAAUUACUUCAUUCUCGGCCAAUUUAUCGUUGUUUGUAGUUUUGACAAGAUGCGUGCACAGUGGUAACCAGGGCACUGGUAUAAUCGGGACUUAGUCUCGCUUUCCCAUUUUUAAAUUCAUUUUCUAAAUUGCGAACGUUUUAAUCUAGUUAAAAUCUCCAGUGUCCGAUGCCAUCGAGAGUCGAUUAUGCUCUUGCAUAAUGUAUGUUUAAUUGUACCCCGCCUUUCGAAGGGAGCAGGGGACUAUUAAAAUGGGUUUGUUCGUCCGUCUGUCUGUCAGCCUGUCCGUCCGUCUGUGUGUCUGUCAGUCACACUUUUUGGACACAAUAACUCUCUAAUUGAGCUAGAAUGUUCAAACUUGGUGUAGGUAUUUAUUAGGUCAAUGCCUUGAUGGAGUUUGAAGAUGAGCAUUUUCUGCUUAGUUUAAGCAGAGAUAAGCAAUUUGAUUGUUUGAUGCUUUGGGACACGAUAACUUUAAUUCUAAUUAAGUGAGAGUGAGGACACUUGGUGUAUAGUUUUAUUACAUCAAGACCUUGACUAAGUUACAUAAUAAGCAUUUUCUGCUUAGGGUAAGCGAAGCGAUAAGCAAUUUGAUUGGUCAAGACUUUGGAACACGAUAACUCUCCUAAUUGAGGUAGAAUGUUCAAACUUAGUGUGGACUUUCAUUAGGUCAAUUGUCUGCUUACGGUAAGUAGAGAUAAGCAAUCUGAUUGGUUGAUGCUUUGGGGCACGAUAACUUUGGUUUUAAUUAAGUGAGAGUGAUGAAACUGAGUAUAGAUUCAUUAUAUCAUUACCUUGACUAAGUUUGAUGAUGAGAAUUUUCUGCUUAGGCUAAGGAUCGAUAAGCAAUUUGAUUGGUCAAGACUUUGGAACAUAACCAUUCUGCUUUUAAUUGAGGUAGAAUGUUUAAACUUGAUGUAGAAGUUCAUUAGGUGAAUGUCUUGACUGAGUUCAAUGAUUAACAUCUAAAGCUAAGCAGUGCUAAGCAAGUUCAUUGGUCGAUGCUUUGGGACAAGACAACUUUGAUUCUAUCUGAUAGAGAGUGAUGAAACUUAGUGUAUAGGUGAUAAUCUGUUUGAUUGCUUGAUACUUUUGAAAUAUGUGAUUAAUGAAUACGUGUCAUCUAUUUAUUUUGUGAUUUCGGCGGGGGACUGUUGGCUUGUUAUUCAUUAUUUUGGAAGGAUUCUGUUUGUAAACGUUUAUAUAAAUAAAAUUUCUUUAUUACUAAAACUACUAUAUUUGUAAUGAAACUUUUGUGAUAUGUCUGAUUUGGUUUUGUUUUGUUUUUAAACAAGCGGUAAAAAUUAUUUCCUAUUUUAGUGUAAAUGGGUAUUAAAAUGGGUAAAAUGCA
This is a messenger RNA of Patella vulgata (common limpet), 7333 nucleotides long. Its product is annotated as helicase with zinc finger domain 2. The transcript has 14 exons. The coding region runs from base 362 to 3640 and encodes 1092 amino acids. Gene Ontology annotation, molecular function: 5'-3' DNA helicase activity. Lineage: Eukaryota; Metazoa; Mollusca; Gastropoda; Patellidae. The record is from RefSeq and is a predicted model, not a curated record.